GGGGCCGGUGGCGCUGUCCGGUGCUGAAGCCGCGGCGGCGCGGAUCGCGGGAGGAGCGGCCGCCAUGGACUGAGCACCACCGACAUGGGGCCGCCGCUUGCGCUGCUGCUGCUGCUGCUGCUGCUGCCGCCGCGCCCGCCUGCCGCACCCGCACCUGCAUCCGCACCCGCAUCCCACGCACGGCUGCUCCCGGGGCUUCUCGGCUGCUUAUUGGACGAAGGCCUUUGCAGACCGUCUGAGACCUGUGUGAACGAUGGAGUGUUUGGAAGGUGCCAGAAGGUUCCAGCACUAGAUAUAUAUCACUAUGAAGUGCCGCCAGGGGUUCUGCAGCACCUGACGGCCACAUUGCGGAAGCUUUCCCGCACAGGUUUCUCGUGGCAGGAUGACUACACCCAGCGUGUGAUGGCCCGGGAGCUCUCACACCUGCCCAGGACUUACCCACGGCAUCCUGAGGCUGUCCACCCAGCCAGGGGCGCGAAGCAGAGUGCUGAUGACGAAACGAGGUACAGUCUGGAUGGCAACGUUGGGCGGGCCGCGGCCCUCGAGCGCUACCUGGAGGCCCUGUCCCAGGCCACUGCCCCGAACGUGCUGCCCAGGACGACGCAGGACAGACCGCCAGCUCAGGAUGAGGACCCCCGUGCUGAGAGCGCGCUGACCUACGUGGCCCAAACAUCAGCUCUGACCUACGCCCCUGCCUCCCGGGCCAGGUACCCCAUGAGUGGCCCACUACGGACCCUCAGCCGGCGUCAGCCUGACGAGCUCAGCCCCAAGGUGGACGGUGGUGUGGAGAAGCGGAAUCUUGUCGCUGCGCUGGGCGCCUACCUGGCUAUGAAGCCCCCUGAAACCCCCAAGAAGGGUGACCCCAGGCCAAACAAACUGCAGUUUCCUUGGAGGGUGCCAAGGGUCCCUUCAGCAGCGGUGGCCCCGCAGAAAUGGUCUGCACCUCCAGAAGACCUCAAAGAUGCCCCGGGUACAGGCGAUGAGUCGCCCACCCCAAGUCUCCUGAAGGACCUGAGAAAGCACCAGGUUCAUGUGGAGAGACUGAGCCCCCUGGACCUCGACCAGAUGGCCCGCGCGAUCGCAGACGCCGUGCACGGGGUGGGUGAAGAAGGGGCGUGGGAAGGCCCUGGCAGAGGAGCCGGAGGAAACACGGGAGAGCCGGCAGGCAGCUCGGAAGAACCGCUAUCCGAGGGCAGCGAGCGGGGCAGAGACGGCCCGCGAGAGAGCGGGGUACAAGACGACGACGGCCGGGUUUCUGAAGAGGUCAACCGUCUGAGCCCUGAACUCGGUGGCCUCCUGCAGGAUCCCGGGUCUCGACUCUUGCCUGGAGCUCCACCUCUUGCAGAGUCCUUCAAAACUGAGAGCAAGAAAUCGGAGGAGCCCGAGGUCUCCUUGUCGUCAGAGGAGGAGGGAGCUGGAGUGGAAAACGUGAAGAGUCACACGUACUCCAAAGAUGUGCUGGAGAGGCCGCCACAUUCGCAGCGCUGGGGCGACGGGUUUGGGGAGUCCCAGCACUGGGUUCCAGGGCCCUUGCAAGAGGACCAGCCGCUCGAAGCAGGAGCUCAGGGAUGGCCGAGCGACAGCCUGAGACUGGAGGCCAAGUCUUCUGCGGAGGAGGAGUAUGGCUACAUCGUGACGGAAAACGACCCCCUGAGCCCGCAGAAGGGGAAGGAGCUGACGGCGGCCGUCGCACGUCUCCUGCAGGUGCCGAUGAGUGUCUUCGCAGACAUCGAGGUUCUGGGACCAGCAGUGACAUUCAAAGUGAGCGCCAACGUCCACAACGUGACAACUGCGGAUGUGGUGAAGGCAGCAGUCGACAACAAGGACAAACUGGAAAGAUUGUCGGGACUGAAAAUUCUUCAAGCCAGAGUCGGAUCGAAAAGCAAACUGCAGCCCUUGCCUCAGCAGGCAGAGCAAGAGGACUCCACCAAGUUCAUCGUGCUCACCUUGACCUCCAUCGCCGCCAUGGCGGGCGUCCUGCUGGCUUCCGGGCUCAUCUACUGCCUGCGGCACAGCAGUCACUACCGCCUCAAGGAGAAGCUGUCAGGCCUAGGGGGCGACCUGGGCCCAGAUGCCACUGCUGCCUACCAGGAGCUGUGCCGGCAACGCAUGGCUGUGCGCACGUCCGACCGCCCGGAGGCCCCGCACGCGUCCCGUGUCAACAGCGUGUCCUCACAGGUCAGCGACGGGCCGAUGCCCAGCCCCUGUGCACGAAGCAGCACCUCGUCCUGGUCCGAGGAGCCCGCAGCCCCCAACAUGGACAUCUCCACCGGCCACAUGGUCCUGUCCUACAUGGAGGACCACUUGAAGAACAAGAACCGGCUGGAGAAGGAGUGGGAGGCGCUGUGUGCCUACCAGGCAGAGCCCAACAGCUCGCUCGUGGCCCAGCGGGAGGAGAACGCGCCCAAGAACCGCUGCCCGGCCGUCCUGACCUACGACCACUCCAGGGUCCUGCUGAAAUCGGAAAACAGCCACAGCAAGUCAGACUACAUCAACGCCAGCCCCAUUAUGGAUCGCGACCCCAGGAACCCUGCAUACAUCGCCACCCAGGGCCCGCUGCCGGCCACCGUGGCCGACUUCUGGCAGAUGGUGUGGGAGAGUGGCUGCGUGGUCAUCGUCAUGCUGACCCCCCUGUCGGAGAACGGCGUGAGGCAGUGCUACCACUACUGGCCAGACGAAGGCUCCAACCUUUACCACGUCUAUGAGGUCAACCUGGUCUCCGAGCACAUCUGGUGUGAGGAUUUCCUCGUGAGGAGCUUUUACCUGAAGAACCUGCAAACCAAUGAGACGCGCACGGUGACCCAGUUCCACUUCCUGAGCUGGUAUGACCAGGGCGUGCCUUCUUCCGCGAGGUCACUUCUGGAUUUCCGCAGAAAAGUAAACAAGUGCUACAGGGGCCGUUCUUGUCCAAUAAUUGUUCAUUGCAGCGACGGCGCAGGCAGGAGCGGCACCUACGUCCUGAUCGACAUGGUUCUCAACAAGAUAGCCAAAGGUGCUAAGGAGCUGGACAUCGCUGCCACCCUGGAGCACCUACGGGACCAGAGGCCGGGCAUGGUCCAGACCAAGGAGCAGUUCGAGUUUGCGCUGACAGCAGUGGCCGAGGAGGUGAAUGCCAUCCUCCAGGCCCUCCCCCAGUGAGCCACCGCCCGCGGAUGCUGCUGGCGACAGCGAUACGGCGUCAUGUGUCUUCUCGUGUGACUGCCUAGUGACGCGUCCUUCAAAUCCUGUAGCCACUACAGCUUAGCAGUUAAAAUGUGUAUUUUUGUUUAACCAAAUUAUAAUGAGAGAGGUUUGUGCGGAGAUCCAAUUCCGGGGGCAACCAGUUCCCUAUUUGCCCUUUCUUGAAAAAAAUGUAGUUUUCCUUAAAGCCCACAUGUUCGUUCUCCACUGCAAACAGUGUCGUGUUAAUACUGGCCCAUUUCAUGCCUCAGCUUGUAAUCCGUGAGCUCCUGCAGGUGGGUCGGUCGGCGGGGCGGGCGGGGCCGGGGAGGCUGGCCGAGGGCCACCAGUGGACAGAGCACACCUGCCAUUUGUCUUUAAGACGGUUCCUGGCCGGGAGAGUUCACUGGCUUGUCUGGGAGUUACAGGGACAGAACUGCUGUCAUUUUGCGACUUUGGGGCAAAUCCUAAGAAUAUCAUCACAGCAUUUCUGUUCUGUUCCUGUGCCCACAAGCGCUGGUGACAGCCCCCCCAAGGAUGGUCAGGGGGUCUCCCGGGGGCAAGACUUGUCCCACCCGAGUGCCUGCUUCCGAGGCCAGCCACCCCAGGUGACGUCACUUUGGCAAGGUUUUAGGUGAGCCCCACCCUCAAGACAGUUUUGUGACUGUAGAAACUGACUCACACUUUGCAAAACCAGAUGAACACUUUCCUGCAGGAUAACCAAAAUCAGGGAGAACAAACACAGGCAUGGACGUGCUCCCGUCAUUCGCCCGUGUUCCCUCUCGGGGACGUCCUGGGCCCUGCUGGCAUCCAGAGAAGGCGAGGAACAGGGGCAAUGCAGUGCCAGCCGGGCCUCCUCCCGGGGAGUCAGGCCUCUGGUCACAGGUGGGCCACUUGUCUGACAUCAAACAGACACGACAGCUAGAGGUGGUUUGGAUUGUGCCAAAGUGACACCGGGCGUCAGGUUUACUCCACACCCCGACACCGGGGAGUCAUUUCAUUAAACGCAGCACGACCACAUCUAAGAAGGCAGCUCUGUGAUGCAGGUUUCGUUUCAGGGUUGGGCACAGACGGACAUGCCGUAUUACACCAUUCUUUCCACCUUAAAUAAAAACGUCACAUCCCAAAACCACGAGGAGAGGGAAAGUGGCUGAAUGGGGGCGGGUGCCAAAUACUUUUGUGUCUCUAACGGUAUUAUCUUGUAUGUCUGCUUUAAUCGCUAUAAUUUUUGCCAAAGUUGUUUCUCUUCAUCUGUACUCUAACUAACUGAUAGAAACUAAUUUAUCUGAAUAUAGGAAGCUACACUACUGUCACUUCUAACUUCUUAUGUUUCAGAAGCAAUCCUGCCGAGUGAAAUACGUAAAUAUAUUUAAUUGUGCCAGAUUAAAUUUCCCAUUUCACAUCUG
Molecule: messenger RNA, 4565 nt
Organism: Rhinolophus ferrumequinum (greater horseshoe bat)
Lineage: Eukaryota; Metazoa; Chordata; Mammalia; Chiroptera; Rhinolophidae
Gene: PTPRN2
Product: protein tyrosine phosphatase receptor type N2
Exons: 23
Coding region: 85-3138 (1017 amino acids)
Biological process (GO): protein dephosphorylation
Cellular component (GO): secretory granule
Molecular function (GO): protein tyrosine phosphatase activity
Source: RefSeq, a predicted model, not a curated record